This is a messenger RNA of Formica exsecta, 6414 nucleotides long. It is a transcript of the gene mon2, whose product is annotated as protein MON2 homolog. The record is from RefSeq and is a predicted model, not a curated record. Lineage: Eukaryota; Metazoa; Arthropoda; Insecta; Hymenoptera; Formicidae.
UUCUUCGUGCUGACAGCGCCGUUGCAUACGUGUCUAUCAAAUCGUGUAUCUAUCGUAUUGCAAUCGAGUGUCUACCGUAGUUAUACAGAUUGUACGACGUCGCGAAUAAUUACGCUUCGGGUGCAACAAUAUUAAGUACGCGAAUCGUGAACUGGAGUGAAUUAUUGGAUUUCAAGAUAACGUCGGCGUCGCGUUUAACGACAGCAAUCUUGUGCCAUUUAUGGGCAUCCGCGGCGACCCGCCCUUCAAUGUGAUCCGCGGGCGCGACGGCUCCGAAAGAAAGACGAUUUCGAUGGAUCAUCGAAAUCGUCUGUACGCCGACAAUCGGCAUCGUGGAGAGAGUCAAUUCAAGUAUCGGCCGAUUGACGCUUAGCGUCUCGGUUUGACAGCGAGCUGUCAUGCGCCUGGUUUCAGAAGUCGUGUCGAAUUAGAACUCUAAGAAAGCGGUAACGCGUCAACGAUGGCGAGCUCUGCUAUUAGCAGCAACCCGGAAAACAUCUCCAAGUUCCUGGAGACUUUGCAGUCGGACCUUAAGGUACUCGCCUCGGAGACCAAGAAGAAGUAUCCACAGAUCAAGGAGUCAUGUGAGGAAGGAAUUGCGAAAUUGAGGACAGCGUCAAAUAAUCCAGGGACACCAAUAUAUUAUAUUGUAAAUCAAAUACUUUAUCCUUUAGUUCAAGGUUGUGAGAGCAAGGAUAUAAAAAUUAUCAAGUUUUGCUUAGGUAUGAUGCAGAGACUAAUAACUCAGCAAGCAGUAGAUCAGAAAGGUGCUCGAUACAUUACAGAUACCUUAUGGUUGCUAAUGGAAUCUGGUACAGAGGAAGUUAAAGUUUUGCAGACUGUAACUCUAUUACUUACGAGUAAUGCUGUAGUACAUGGAGAUACUCUUGCAAGAAACCUGGUGCUUUGUUUUCGGUUACACUUUACAAAAGACUGUACAACGAUAAAUACAGCUGGCGCUACUGUAAGACAGCUAGUGUCUUUGGUAUUUGAAAGAGUAGUUGCUGAGGACGAGCAAAGUUCUGAUCAACCAGACUCUGAGGAAGUUAAUUUAGAAGAACUGAAAAUUCCAAUGAAUCAAGCGCCUAAAGGUCUUGGCCCUUGCGCUGCAGAUGCAUACUUAAUGUUUCAGGAUCUAGUGCAAUUGGUAAAUGCUGAUCAACCGUACUGGCUGAUAGGCAUUACUGAAAUGACCAGAACUUUUGGCUUGGAAUUAUUAGAAUCAGUUUUGACCAAUUUUUCAUCAGUUUUUUUUAAGCAUCCAGAAUUUAGCUUUUUGCUGAAAGAAAGAGUGUGUGCACUUGUGAUAAAACUGUUUUCGCCUAAUAUCAAGUAUCGUAAUUCAGUACCAGCAUCUUUGCAACAAGCUACGCCUUUAGACAAACCUUAUUUUCCUAUUAGUAUGAGGCUUCUGCGAGUUGUGUCAAUUUUGAUACAAAAAUACCAUUCCUUGCUGGUAACAGAAUGUGAAAUAUUCUUAUCCUUAAUUGUGAAGUUUCUGGAUCCCGAUAAACCUACCUGGCAGAGAGCCCUAGCACUGGAAGUUCUGCAUAAAAUGACAGUGCAAGCAGACUUGCUGACAAACUUUUGUGAAUGCUAUGAUUUGAAGCCACAUGCUACAAAUAUUUUUCAAGAUAUUGUCAGUAGCUUAGGUGCUUAUGUACAUAGCCUCUUUGUGAAUCCACAGAUGAUGAGUCAGACAGCAACAAGUACAGCUAUGCCUCAAAGCACAGGUUCACCGUUGUUCACGGGAAUGCCUAUUGGGCCUGGCGUAUCGCCUCAGCCUGGUUUUUAUUCGCGUGGUAUUUGGUUACCAGUAGUAGCAACAUUUACAAGUGGACAAGCUAAACCAACUUAUUUGGAAAUGCUGGACAAGGUCGAACCGCCGCAAAUACCUAUCGGUUAUGGAAUCAGUAUAGCCUAUGCAUGUCUACUAGACAUCAUAAGAUCGAUCGCGCUAGCUAUAAAUGGGUCGAAGGACGAUAGUACUGAAGGUCAGACCUAUCAGCCGAGUGAAUCCGAACGGAAGCUUCAUGUACAAUUAAUAAAUUCUAGUUGGUGCGGUUUACUGGCAGCUCUUAGCCCGUUAAUAGAUGCCAGCACGGAUGAAUCAGCAACGGAGAAUGUCCUGAAAGCAAUCCAACUGUUUGCAUCUCUUUGCGGACAAUUGGAUUUGCAACCGCCGCGCGAUGCCUUUAUAACUGCGAUAUGUAAGGCCUCGCUGCCGCCUCAUUAUGCCUUAACUGUACUAUACAACGCACCUCAAGGCAUACCAACUGUAAGACAGCAGGAUUCCGCUGCAUACAAUUUGACAAUGGGCGAGCCCGAUUACAGACAACAAGUAGUUGCUGUUGGUACGCCGCUACCGACGGCGUCUUUACCAAUCGGUGCUCAUCAAGGUCCCGUCAUGUUGACUGCAAAGAAUUUGCAGUGCAUGCGUGCGCUGUUAUCGUUGGCUCAUUGUCACGGUAGUAUACUUGGUAGUGCAUGGCAUUUAGUACUCACCACUCUUCAACAUCUUGUUUGGAUACUCGGUUUAAAACCUUCGACCGGAGGAUCGUUGAAAGCUGGAAGAACAGCAGCUGAUCCGAAUGCCGUAUUGACGAACGCGGUUAUGGCAGAUUUACCGGUACUCAGCGCCAUGCUUAGCAGAUUAUUCGAGAGCAGUCAGCAUCUUGAUGAUGUCGCCCUGCAUCAUUUGAUAGACGCUUUGUGUAAGUUGAGUCACGAGGCUAUGGAGUUGGCAUAUUCUAAUCGCGAGCCUUCGUUAUUUGCCGUUGCUAAACUGUUAGAGACAGGUUUAGUAAAUUUACCACGUGUGGAAGUGCUCUGGAGGCCGUUAACGAACCACUUAUUAGAAGUUUGUCAGCAUCCACAUAUUCGCAUGAGAGAAUGGGGUGUGGAAGCAAUUACAUAUCUUGUCAAGAUGGCUCUUCAGCAUAAAUACCCGCAACCACUCCGUGAUAAUCAGAAGUUGCAAACGUUAUUACUGGGGCCAUUGUCCGAGUUAUCAUCUGUGCGUCACGGAGAUGUCAGGCAACGACAAUUGGAGUGUGUCCUACAAGUGCUUCAUGGUGCUGGAGAGACGUUAUAUCAUGGCUGGCCUUUAGUUCUCGGUAUUAUAGGGGCAGUUUCCGAUCAUCAUGGGGAAGCUUUGGUGCGCAUAGCUUUCCAAUGUUUGCAGCUGGUUGUAACGGACUUUUUACCGGUAAUGCCUUGGCGAUGCCUUCCGCUAUGCGUCGACACAGCCGCUAAAUUUGGAUCGCAGACGCAAGAACUAAAUAUUUCGCUCACAGCCGUCGGUCUAAUGUGGAAUAUAAGCGACUACUUUUAUCAAAAUCAAGAGAAAUUGUGUGUUUGCUUGCGCGGAGAUUCGUCAUCGGUAUUUCCCGAUUUUCCUGGUACAACGAACAUGCCGCCAUUUGACAAACUCUGGAUGUGUCUCUAUGCGAGACUAGGAGAUUUAUGCGUCGAUUCGCGACCCGCUGUACGCAAGUCAGCAAGUCAAACUUUAUUCUCCACGAUAUCCGCGCAUGGUAGUCUUCUGCAUCAACCUACGUGGCAAGCGGUGCUCUGGCAAGUAUUGUUUCCGUUGUUAGAUAAAGUGAGAAGUUUAUCGAAUUCAGCUAGUAGUGAAAAGGUCGACACUAGUGGAAACAUACUUAUUCACCAUAGCAGAAAUACAGCGCAAAAACAGUGGGCGGAAACGCAGGUUUUAACGUUGAGCGGCGUGGCCAGAGUAUUCAACACGAAACGUCAACUAUUGCAAAUGUUGGGGGAUUUUCCUAGAGCGUGGUCAUUACUCUUGGAAUUCAUCGAAAAUUCCGCGCUUAGUAAAAAUAACGAGGUGUCACUAGCGGCUUUGAAAUCCUUUCAAGAGAUCCUCUUUCAGCCGAAGGGAAGCGAUAACACCGAGAUGAUACAAUCCAACGAUUCGGUGGGUUUGUGGACAGUGACUUGGCGCGUGUGGCUCAAUAUCGGAAUGGAGAGCACUGCGCCAUUCCUGACCGCGCUGAUGCAUAUAUUCCCAGGCGUUUUUCAACAUAUUAGAAACAAAUUUACCGGCCCAGAUUUGCAAAAAUUGUGCAUUGUACUGAAGAAUGCGGUGGCCGUCCCAGUGCAUGGCGAAUCGACGCCGUACAUAUUGCCAUCGGUUCCCGAUGUAGUUCUCACUCACUUGCAAGACGAAGUGCUGCAUUCUAUGGAGCUCCUACAAAAAGAAGCGUUAAAUGGCCCGGAUAAUUUACGCACGAUGAUUGUAAUGAUAUUCCUUCAGUUACUGAGUUUUUCGAAGCUGGCGUGCGAGGCCCCGACAUACGGUAAAAUACCAACAAAACACAUCUCUCAAAUUAGAGGCGUAUCUGCCGAUUGGGUCACGAUGAAUUACGUUCCGUUUGGUGAAAAGGCUCUGUCGAUGGUCGUGAGUCUAUAUCAGAAGACUGCGCACGAGAUAGCCGUGAUCGACGGCCAGGUGUUGAAGCAUAUCGUGGAAGCGCUGCACGUGCCAUUGUCCAUGAAAUAUGCAUGCCCAUCCGCGACCACGUGGAAGUUAGCUGUGACUAGUCUUUUAGCUGUUCUGCAUACAGGUCUGCCACUCGCCAGAAAGUAUCCUGAACAGUUCCAGAGUAUGUGGCUGCAGCUCGCAAGUACACUGGACGAUUUUCUAUUCCCUAAAAGUGUAUUGAACGUAGAACGAGGAGUUGAAGAGAUCCAGGCCGACGAGGCGGUGGAUUGUCAGGUUAUGGAAUUACUGAGGGAUGAAGUAUUACCACAUUCUCAACAUAUACCUCAUCAAUUUAUACUAAGAGUCGUUAUGCUUUUAAAUAAAGGUUCCAUACAUUCAGCCACCACAGCGGCGAAUAUUGAGAAUGGUGCAGAAACGAAAUUACGGGAAGAGUUUGCGAAAACUUGUUUCGAGACUCUGCUGCAGUUUUCUCUAUUAGAUGGAUUAAACAAUGACGCAGAAAAUAAUCCUAAAAGUAGCUCGGAGAAUGAUGAGGGUGGUAUCGCCGGGCGACUGGCGGUCACAGCUCUUCUGCACAGAUUUCAAGAAGUGCUGCGACGAUACAUUGAGAGCGAAAGGCGGAGCGGAAAGUGCCCGUUGCCUAGAUACAGAUUGUCGGAGAUAUCAUUUGUUCUUAAAGCCGUUGCCACUCUUGUAGUGUCGCUCAAAAAAGCGCCACCAAAUAAAGUCGAAAGAUCAGUGUGGGAGCAGCUGAUCGGAUUAUACCCAUGCUUAGUAGAAUGCACCAUCGCGACUACUUCCGGACAGGUGUCUAGAUCCUUGCGGGAGGCUCUGUUACAAUAUCAUGAUUUAUUGCGGGCACCGGUAAACAGCACGCCUACUUCCAACGGCGUUUGACCAAUACAUUCUUUUCUUUUAACUGGGAGCAUGGACUUGCGCUAGUAGCUACAGUAUAGGGUAAGUAAUUUACUUGUGUACCGGGAGCACAGACUUGCGCAAUAUAAUAUAGUGAAGUACAAGGUGAGUAAUUUGCUUAUGUAAUAUUUUGACGUACGAUGAAAUAUAUCUGCGAUUUUAUAUAGAAAUAUGAGUUUGUAUAUAAUUAUACGCUCUAGUAGUAGAAUAAAUAUUGUGUUGAGUCGUUUGUUAUAAAUGCGAUUUUAAUAAUCGUAUACGAAAGCAAGAUAAUUUUCUGAAAAUUGUUGUAAUUUAUUCCACUCACUUGUCGAUAUACAUACAUAUAUAUAUAUAUAUAUAUAUAUAUAUUGUUUUUACAACAUGUUGCAGUACAAUAAUCAAAAUACGAACAGAGUUUUUAGAUUGACGCUUUCAUUAUAGGAAUUUUAUAUAAAUUUGCAUAAUUUUUGUUGUUUUCAACUUCAUGUCAAGGAGUAACAAAAAUCUCUUUAUGAGAUUUGUCAUUGCUAACUGCAAUUGCAAUGCGAAAAAGUUUUGUUAUAGGAUUGUUAUAUCCAAUAAAGUAAAUUCGAGAUAGUUAUAAAGUAAUGACAAAUAGAACUUGAGAAAGAAAAAGAGGAAAUCAUUCCUGUUUGAGAUACUUGAAAUUAUAAAGGAGGUUUAUUACCUUGCAUAUAUUCUUCAAAGAGAGUGUAGAAAUCAUGUGUUUUAAUAGCACAUCAUCAAUUAUUUGUUUUGAGUAUACAUAAAAACAGAAGAAUGCUGUAUAUAUCUGCAGGGGGAAUGUACACACACAAGUCAGCUUUUUUAAUUGGUGUUGUAAAUAAUGCGAGGUAUAGAUAUAUACAUUAGGAUAUAUAGAUACAAGAUGAUUUUAUAAAUAAUAUAAAACUUUAUCAUCUAUAUAUAUAUAUAUAUAUUAUUAUUAUAUAUAUAUUCUUACAAAUCACGCUGCGUCGUAAGUUAUAUUACCAGAAUGUAAAUAAAUCUAUGCAGAUUAAAUAAAACUCUCGAGCAGAGAUUAUUCAUGC